AUGUGUGAUGGGUAUGAUGAUUGGCGAAAUGUUCAAAAAUUUCUUGAAAACCAUGCGAAAAAAGGAUAUCAUGUCUUGGCAAUUAGUAUGUACCUAAAUAGAACGAAACUAUCGAGUAGAAUAGAUAGUGAAUUAGAAAAACAGUUAACCGAAACACGUGACUAUUGGAAAAACGUGUUAAGACGCAUAAUUGAAACAAUAUUAUUUUUAUCGGGACGUGGUUUACCAUUUCGAGGUUCGGACGAACACUUCGGGUCAAAUCAUAAUGGAAAUUAUCUUGGAAUAUUGGAGCUUCUUUCAAAAUUUGACCCAUUUUUAGCCCAACAUAUCGCUGUACACGGAAAUCAAGGAAAAGGACACACAUCUUAUUUGUCCAAAACUAUUUGUAACGAAUUUGUUGCACUUAUUGCAAACAAAACUCGUACAAUGAUUAUAGAUCAAUUAAAAAAAGCUGGUUGUUUUUCAAUAAGCGUUGAUUCUACUCCUGAUAUAACCCAUAUGGAUCAACUAACUAUUAUUUUGAGAUACGUAAGUAAUGAUGGACCAGUAGAACGUUUCAUUACUUUUAUUCAUAUUACAAGUCAUACUGGUGCAAAUCUUGCUUUGUGUUUACUUAACUUUUUGAAAGAAAAUGAUAUUAACAUAGAAAAUUGUCGUGGGCAGAGCUAUGACAACGCUAGCAACAUGAGUGGGACUUAUACUGGUAUGCAAGCAGAAAUAAAAAAGUGCAAUUCAUUUAUUGAUUAUAUUCCGUGUAUUGCACACUCGUUGAAUCUCGUUGGACAAUCUGCUGUAGAUUGUUGUGUUGAAGCAGUUUCAUUUUUCGGUUUUGUCCAAGAAGUUUACAAUUUUUUUUCCGCCUCUACCCAACGCUGGGAUAUUUUAAAAAAAACAUUAGUAAAAAAUUGUCCAGUUCCUAAAUCCAAAUCAGUUACUAGAUGGAGUGAAAAUGCUGAGGCCGUUAAAGCGUUAUUUUUAAGUUACGAGAAUAUUAAUGAAGCGUUAAGAAAAAUUCAAAAUGAUACAUUACAAAAACAAUCAACUCGACACCAAGCUUCUUGUUUAAGCUCAAUACUCGGUCAUUUAGAAACUGGCAUUAUGUGUGAAUUAUGGCAUAAUAUUCUCGAACCCUUUAAUAAGUGUAGUAAAAGCAUUCAGAGUGGUAUAAUUGAUUUAUAUACUGCAAUUAACUGA
Melanaphis sacchari is the source of this 1194-nucleotide messenger RNA. Its product is annotated as zinc finger MYM-type protein 1-like. The coding region runs from base 1 to 1194 and encodes 397 amino acids. The transcript has a single exon. The record is from RefSeq and is a predicted model, not a curated record. NCBI's taxonomy places the organism in Eukaryota, Metazoa, Arthropoda, Insecta, Hemiptera, Aphididae.